Molecule: messenger RNA, 2292 nt
Organism: Raphanus sativus (radish)
Lineage: Eukaryota; Viridiplantae; Streptophyta; Magnoliopsida; Brassicales; Brassicaceae
Product: putative pentatricopeptide repeat-containing protein At3g23330
Exons: 1
Coding region: 50-2152 (700 amino acids)
Biological process (GO): RNA modification
Molecular function (GO): protein binding; RNA binding; zinc ion binding
Source: RefSeq, a predicted model, not a curated record
AAGAACAACCUUUGCGCUUAAAAACGUUCACACUCAUUCACAAAGAAGAAUGAGUUCAUCAUCAUCAGCAAAAGCCCUAAUCAAAACCCUAAUCAAGAACCCAACACGCAUCAAAACCAAACACCAAGCCAAGCAGCUCCACGCCCAGUUCCUCCGAACCCAAUCCCUCUCCCACACAUCCGCCUCCGUAAUCAUCUCCCUCUACACAAACCUCAAACUCCUACACGAAGCCUCGCUCCUCUUCCACACCCUCGACUCUCCCCCCGUCCUCGCAUGGAAGUCCCUCAUCAGAUCCUUCGCCGACCAGUCCCUCUUCUCCCGCGCACUCUCUUCCUUCGUCGACAUGCGAGCUUCGGGAAGAUGCCCGGACCACAACGUCUUCCCUUCCGUCCUCAAAUCGUGUACGAUGAUGUCGGAUUUACGGUUCGGCGAGUCUGUCCAUGGAUACGUUAUUAAGCUUGGGUUGGAUUGCGAUUUGUAUACUUGCAAUGCCCUUAUGAACAUGUACGCUAAGCUUCAAGGGAUGAUGGGUUUGAAAACUAGUGCACGUAAAGUGUUCGAUGAAAUGCCUCAGAGGAUAGAUAGUGUGAGGAAAGUUUUUGAAUUGAUGCCUAGAAAGGAUGUGGUUUCUUGGAACACGAUCGUUUCAGGGUAUGCACAGAGUGGAAUGUACGAAGAUGCUUUGAGGAUGGUUAGGGAGAUGGGGAGUGAUGAUAUAAAGCCUGAUGCUUUCACUUUGUCUAGUGUUCUUCCGGUGUUUUCGGAGUAUGUUGAUGUUAAUAAAGGAAGAGAGAUUCAUGGGUAUGUGAUUAGGAGAGGGAUUGAUGCUGAUGUGUAUAUUGGGAGUAGCUUGGUUGAUAUGUAUGCUAAGAGUGCUCGGAUUGAAGACUCGGAGAGAGUGUUUUCUCACUUGUUGAGACGGGAUAGUAUCUCGUAUAACUCGCUUGUUGCCGGGUAUGUACAGAACGGUAGAUAUAACGAGGCUUUGAAGCUGUUUAGGGGAAUGGUGAACGCAAAGGUUAGGCCGGGACCUGUGGCUUUCUCGAGUGUGUUGCCUGCUUGUGCUCACUUAUCUACUUUACAUCUUGGGAAACAACUUCACGGGUAUGUGUUGAGAGGUGGGUAUGGAGAUAACAUGUUCAUAGAUAGUGCGCUUGUGGAUAUGUACUCCAAAUGUGGGAGUAUUAAAGCUGCUAGGAAGAUUUUUGACAGGAUGAAUGUACACGACGAAGUUUCAUGGACGGCUAUUAUAAUGGGGCAUGCGUUACAUGGGCAUGGGCAUGAAGCAGUUUCCUUGUUCGAGGAAAUGAAACUGAAAGGAGUGAAGCCGAAUGAUGUGGCGUUUGUUGCUGUGCUAACUGCGUGUAGUCACGUGGGGUUGGUGGAUAAGGCGUGGGGGUAUUUCAACAGCAUGACUGAGGUUUACGGUUUGAACCCGGGGUUGGAACAUUACGCAGCUGUAGCUGAUCUUCUAGGCCGUGCAGGGAAGCUGGAAGAAGCGUUUGAUUUCAUUUCAAACAUGCGUGUUGACCCUACGGGUAGCGUCUGGUCCACGUUACUGUCUUCUUGCAGCGUCCACAAGAAUCUUGAGCUAGCGGAGAAGGUAGCUGAGAAGAUAUUCGCUGUUGAUUCUGAGAACAUGGGAGCUUAUGUUCUGAUGUGUAAUAUGUAUGCAUCUAACGGGAGAUGGAAAGAGAUGGCGAGACUGAGAUUGAGAAUGAAGAAGCUAGGACUGAGGAAAAAGCCAGCUUGUAGUUGGAUCGAGUUCAAAAACAAGACUCAUGGUUUUGUUUCAGGAGAUAGAUCGCAUUCGAGUAUGGAGAGGAUCAACGAGUUUCUUAAAGAGGUAAUGGAACAGAUGGAGAAAGAAGGGUAUGUUGCAGACACAAGCGGAGUGCUUCACGAUGUGGACGAGGAGCAUAAGAGAGAGCUUUUGUUUGGACACAGCGAGAGACUAGCUGUUGCGUUUGGUAUCAUCAACACAGAGCCCGGCACUACGAUAAGGGUCACGAAGAACAUAAGGAUAUGCAGGGAUUGUCAUGUAGCGAUCAAGUUUAUUUCGAAGAUUACAGAGAGAGAGAUUAUCAUUAGGGAUAAUAGCAGGUUCCAUCAUUUCAACCGUGGAAGCUGUUCUUGUGGGGACUAUUGGUGAGAGAGUAAGUGUCAAACUUGCCGACUUCAUGUUUGUUCAGAGUUCGCAUAAGGGGGAAGCUUCCAUUACAAUGAAGAGUUAAGGAAAUGUGAAAACGAUAUUCUAUUUGUUUCCAAAUCAACAAGAAGCCAUUUCUUUCA